This is a messenger RNA of Marchantia polymorpha subsp. ruderalis, 2912 nucleotides long. NCBI's taxonomy places the organism in Eukaryota, Viridiplantae, Streptophyta, Marchantiopsida, Marchantiales, Marchantiaceae. The record is from the annotation of a GenBank genome assembly.
CCAAGUGGAACAAGUAAACAGCGACUGGUGUUGCUCCCGAUUUGACCCUCGACCUUUUUCGCCUUGAGGCGCAAGGAAUUGCAGCGACGGGAGAGAUCGCCGCAGGCCCUGCCGAAGUCGCUGCCUUCAUUUAUACUGUGUACUCCUCGAUCGCCACGGUUUGCGACAUUUUUAUUGAGGCGGGCGGAGUGUCAGCUAGGAUCAGUGCUCUGAAACCCUGUCUUCUCUUGUAGAACGAAGGUUUUUGAUCCGAAGUCUAAGGGAUGGCGAUGGCGGGCCUGCUGGCAGGCCGAGUCCUUAGAUCGGCCUCGAAAUCGAAAGGUCUUAUUUCCUCCUUUCACGACGGUGCCUCUCAGGUCGCAGCUGCGCAAUCCAGGCAUGGAUCGCUUGCAUCAGAGGCGGUAUCCUGGUACAGGCAAAACCUUGUGCGAAGCUACAGUGUCAAGUCUGGAGGAGGAAGUGACGUGAUUGGAAUAGAUUUGGGCACAACAAACUCCUGCGUGGCUGUCAUGGAAGGGAAGUUACCUCGAGUGAUCGAGAAUUCUGAAGGUGCUCGAACGACUCCUUCUGUGGUGGCGUUCACCCCGAAAGGUGAACGUCUGGUUGGUACUCCAGCCAAGCGUCAAGCAGUAACGAAUCCGACCAAUACCUUGUUCGGAACUAAACGCCUUAUCGGUCGGCAGUUUGAUGACCCUCUCACCGCGAAGGAAGCCAAGAUGGUGCCCUACAAAAUUGUGAGGGCCCCCAACGGAGAUGCUUGGGUCGAGGCUGGUGGACAGCAAUACUCCCCAAGCCAAGUCGGGGCGUUUGUUCUAGGUAAAAUGAAGGAGACUGCUGAAUCUUACCUUGGACGACCAGUAUCGAAAGCAGUAAUCACUGUGCCGGCAUAUUUCAAUGAUGCACAACGCCAAGCUACCAAGGAUGCAGGAAGAAUAGCCGGGCUGGAUGUUCUUCGUAUCAUCAAUGAACCGACUGCAGCGUCGUUGUCAUAUGGUAUGGAUAAGAAGGAGGGGCUUGUGGCUGUUUUUGAUCUUGGGGGAGGAACAUUUGAUGUCUCCAUUCUGGAGAUAUCUGGCGGUGUUUUUGAGGUGAAGGCUACAAAUGGUGAUACCUUUUUGGGUGGUGAAGAUUUUGAUAACCAUCUUCUACAGUUUCUAGUGGAUGACUUCAAGAAGGAACAAGGUAUCGAUUUGUCUUCAGACAGGCUAGCCCUGCAAAGGUUACGUGAAGCUGCAGAGAAGGCAAAGGUCGAACUGUCGUCGACACCCCAGACGGACAUCAAUCUGCCAUUUAUCACUGCUGAUGCGUCCGGUGCAAAGCACUUGAACAUCACGUUGACUCGUUCCAAAUUCGAAAAUUUAGUUCGGGAGCUGAUCGAGCGCACUAAACAGCCUUGCAAGGAUUGUCUCAAAGAUGCGGGUAUCUCUGCCAAGGAAGUAGACGAAGUCCUUCUUGUCGGAGGAAUGACGAGGAUGCCUAAAGUGCAGGAGACGGUGGCUUCGAUAUUUGGCAAAGACCCUAGCAAGGGUGUCAAUCCUGACGAAGUUGUUGCCAUGGGUGCGGCCAUCCAGGGUGGUGUCUUGCGAGGCGAUGUGAAGGACAUCCUGUUGCUGGAUGUCACUCCCCUCUCUUUGGGAAUUGAAACUUUAGGUGGUGUGUUUACCAGGCUCAUCACGCGUAACACCACUAUCCCGACGAAGAAGAGUCAAGUAUUUUCUACUGCCGCCGACGCACAGACUCAAGUUGGGGUGAAGGUCCUACAAGGAGAGCGUGAGAUGGCCAGUGACAACAAGAUGCUGGGUCAGUUUGAGCUCGUCGGAAUCCCUCCUGCGCCUCGUGGAGUACCCCAAAUUGAGGUCACAUUCGACAUAGAUGCCAAUGGAAUUGUGAACGUUUCUGCACGAGACAAGGCUACAGGAAAGGAGCAGACUAUUACUAUUCAGUCUUCAGGAGGUUUGUCUGAGGCAGAGAUUCAAAAAAUGGUGAAGGAUGCGGAGCUUUACGCUCAAAAGGAUCAGGAGAGGAAGCAGUUAAUCGACGCCAAGAACGAUGCUGAUACCUCACUUUACUCUAUCGAGAAAAGUUUGAGUGAGUACAAAGACAAAUUGCCACAAGACGUCGUGGACGCUGUGGAGUCUGCGGUGGCGGACUUGAAGAAGGCUGUUGAGGGUGAAGAUGUAAACGAAAUUCAACAAAAGGUCAACGCUGCGAAGACUGCUUCGAUGAAAAUCGGCGAAGCUUUGAAAAGCAGCAGUUCUGGUCCUGCACCAGGUGCCCCUGGAGCAGAUCAAGAGGCUGAGUACGAAGACGUGAAGGAGCAAAAGGGUAAAAAAUGAAGUACUACGCUAUCUCGUACUAUAUAAAAUCUUCAUUUAGGACCGCGGAUGUAAGAGCCCUCUUCGCACCGUGAAGACGUUGAGAUUUAGAUCUAUAGGCAACCAAGGAUACAGGCCAGGUUGUCUUCGUUUUGUAGCUUGAGCUGAUCUUCAGAUUCUUUGUAAAAGAUCUGUGCUUUCCUGAGAACGAAAGAAGAACGAGGCUGCAGAGAAAGUAGUUAUUUAAAAUCCGACACUCUUAUGUAGAGAUCAAAGCACAGAAUUUCUUCUCUCUCGAUACUUGUAGGCUGCCUUAAGUCAUUAACCCUAUUCCGUAGCGACUCUUCGUCGGCAGGGCUAGGGGCAGGAAAACGAAUAGUGUAAGGCACCUUUCUAUAGUGUGAUAUGUUGUCUCGAAACAUCUAAUUUUGCCCGCAUUCGAAUCUAAAGUAUCAUUCCGACUUUUCCGAGAACCUGUAUCCACGGUUGUAGAAGUCAUGAGUCAGUUUCUCGGGGAGUAAAGCAGUUUCCACUCCUUGACAGUACUUGCAAAAGGGAUUACAAACCGGUUUACUUCCAUUGUUUCGAUGAAUCAGA